This is a messenger RNA of Aspergillus campestris IBT 28561, 1584 nucleotides long. Its product is annotated as putative amino acid permease. Gene Ontology annotation, cellular component: membrane. The transcript is spliced from 4 exons. The record is from RefSeq and is a predicted model, not a curated record. Gene Ontology annotation, molecular function: transmembrane transporter activity. Bases 1 to 1584 code for a protein of 527 amino acids. Lineage: Eukaryota; Fungi; Ascomycota; Eurotiomycetes; Eurotiales; Aspergillaceae. Gene Ontology annotation, biological process: transmembrane transport; amino acid transport.
AUGGCUGCGGAAACUGCCCUGGGCGACAAGUCCCAGGCCGAUCAAACCCUGGAGACCCUGGGAUAUGUCCCGGAGCUGUCACGCAACCGCUCCACGUGGCACGUGGUGUUCAUGUGCUUCAUCCUGUCGUCCGUUCCCUAUGGAUUGUCCACCACGUUCGGUUAUCCUCUGGCCGGAGGUGGCCCUGCGAAUAUCAUCUGGGGCUGGGUGCUUGUGUGUUUGAUUAUUCUGUGCGUUGCCGCAUCGCUGGCGGAGAUCACAUCCGUCUUUCCGACAGCAGGGGGGGUAUACUACCAGACAUUUGCCUUGUCGCCCCCGUGGUGCCGCCGCGUCGCAUCCUGGGUCUGUGGCUGGGCCUAUGUGACCGGGAAUAUCACCAUCACCUUGGCGGUCAAUUUCGGCACCUGUCUGUUCUUCAUUGCCUGCUUGAAUGUCUUCCACUACGCCGAUGGCACGGGGAUUGCCGACAACUUCCAGGUCUGGCACACCUACCUCAUCUUCCUGGCCAUCACCGUGGUGACCCACGCCAUUCCGGCGUUUUUGAACAAGUAUCUUCCGUUGCUUGAGACCGCUGCCAUUUUCUUCACCAUGGUCGGUCUGGUGGCAAUCAUGAUUACGAUCUUGGUGGUUGCCAAAGAAGGAAGACACGAAGCGAAAUGGGUGUUUGGUCACUUCGAGCCUCAGUCCGGCUGGCCGGACGGUUGGUCGUUCUGUAUUGGUCUGCUGCAGGCAGCUUAUGCCACAUCGGCGACUGGAAUGAUUAUCUCGAUGUGCGAGGAAGUCCGCGAGCCUGCGGUUCAAGUCCCCAAGGCCAUGGUCGGAACCGUCGCCAUCAACCUCUUUGCUGGUCUCGCGACCUUGGUUCCCAUUUGUUUUGUGCUCCCUGAUUUGACCUAUCUGUACAAUCUUUCGGACGGCCAGCCCGUACCGCCCACUUUCUUGGCGGCGACGGGCAGCGAAGUUGGUGCUUUCCUUCUUCUGUUACCCUUGAUUCUUCUGGGCAUCAUUUGCGGCGUGGGCUGCGUGACGGCGACCUCUCGUUGCACCUGGGCCUUUGCCCGUGACGGCGCCAUUCCCGGUGCUGCGCUGUGGAAGACCGUCAACCCGCGUUUAGACAUCCCGAUCAACGCCAUGAUGCUUGGAAUGGUCGUUGAGCUCGUCCUUGGCCUGAUCUACUUUGGUUCCAGCGCCGCCUUCAACGCGUUCUCAGGCGUCGGUGUCAUCCUUCUGACCCUGAGUUACUCUUGCCCCGUUGCCGUGUCUCUCAUCCUUCGCCGCCGCAAGGACGUCAAGAACGGCAACUUCAACCUCGGCCCACUGGGCGUGUUCUGUAAUGUCGUUACCCUCUCGUGGACCCUCCUCGCCGUCCCUCUGUUCUGUAUGCCCACUUCCAUCCCGGUCGACCUCGAAACCAUGAACUACGCCUGCGUCGUGUUUGUCGGCGUCGUCAUGAUCUCCGGUCUGUGGUACUUGGUCUGGGGCCACAAGAACUACGUCGGCCCGCCCUCCGACGCCGUGGACGCUGUAGACUUCACCGACGACGAACCCAUCAAGACUUCUUCCAAUGCGGUAAAGACGCCUUAA